AUGCCCAUCCAGAUAUUCUGCACCAUCUCCUUCUCUUCCAGCGAAGAGGGGCAUGGAGACAACGGUACUAUGGGCAGAGGAGAAGACAGCGUGGACGAGUUCCUUUAUGGUCAGGAGGAGGAGGAGGAGAGGACGGCCACUGACAUUGUGGCUUUUGCCAGCAGCUGCACACUGCAUGGAGCCAGCCACAUCUUCAUGGAGGGCGGCUUCAGGGUACGGCAGAUGCUCUGGGCACUGGCCUUCCUGCUCUCCCUCUCCAUGUUCCUCUACCAGGUGGCUGACCGCAUCAUCUACUACCUGGAGUACCACCAUGUCACGCUGCUGGAUGAGCAGAAUAGUCCUGAGAUGACCUUUCCAGCCAUCACCUUCUGCAAUAUUAACCUCCUGCGGAUUUCGCAGCUCAGCCAGGAGGACCUGCUCUACAUUGCGCCUCUGAUGUCUGAGAACUUGAUGGAGCCAGGCUUCCCCCUGGCCCAGCUCAGCCCCGAGGCCUUUGAGCAGCCUCUGAACAUGUACAACUUCUACAACCGCACUUGCCACCAGCUGGAGGACAUGCUGCUGAACUGCAGCUACCAAGGGGCUGAGUGUGGGCCGGAGGACUUCUCCGUGGUCUUCACACGCUAUGGCAAGUGCUACACAUUCAACUCCGGACAGGAUGGGAAGCCCCGGCGCAUUACCAUGAAGGGUGGCACCGGCAAUGGCCUGGAGAUCAUGCUGGACAUUCAACAAGACGAGUACCUGCCUGUCUGGGGGGAAACAGAUGAGACUUCGUUUGAAGCUGGGAUAAAAGUGCAGAUUCACAGCCAGGAUGAACCUCCCUUAAUUGACCAGCUGGGCUUUGGGGUAGCGCCUGGAUUCCAGACCUUUGUGUCCUGCCAGGAGCAGCGGCUGAUCUACCUUCCCCCGCCCUGGGGUAACUGCCAGUCCAUAACCAGAGACUCUGAGUUCUACGACACCUACAGCAUCGCGGCCUGUCGCAUUGACUGUGAGACCCGCUACCUGGUGGAGAACUGCAACUGCCGCAUGGUGCACAUGCGAGGCGACGCCCCCUAUUGCACCCCCGAGCAGUACAAGGAGUGCGCUGACCCGGCCUUAGAUUUCCUGCUGGAGAAGGACAACGAUUACUGUGUCUGUGAGAUGCCCUGCAACGUCACCCGCUUUGGCAAGGAGCUGUCCAUGGUGAAAAUCCCCAGCAAGGCCUCAGCCAAAUACCUGGCCAAGAAAUACAACAAGUCGGAGCAGUACAUUGGGGAGAACUUUCUGGUGCUGGAUAUCUUCUUUGAAGCCCUGAACUAUGAGACAAUUGAGCAGAAGAAGGCCUAUGAGGUGGCUGGCUUGCUGGGUGACAUUGGUGGGCAGAUGGGGCUGUUCAUUGGGGCCAGCAUCCUGACCGUGCUGGAGCUGUUCGAUUAUGCCUAUGAGGUCAUAAAGUACAAGCUGUGUCGCCGGACCAAGUGCCAAAAGAAUCACAAAAGGAACAACACAGACAAGGGCGUCGCCCUGAGCAUGGACGAUGUGAAACGCCAUAAUCCCUGCGAGAGCCUAAGGGGUCACCCAGCCGGGAUGACGUAUGCAGCCAACAUCCUACCUCACCAUGCAGCCCGGGGCACGUUUGAGGACUUCACCUGCUAACUGAUGUCCGGAUGUACAACAUACACUACCAAAGCCCUCCAGAGAGCAGCCCCUGUCCCUGGGGGGUGUCCAUGGAGGGGACACACCUAGGGGCCCUUGCUCCUUGCGACAGUGGGACAUUAACAAGAGUGAUGGCCUCAGGUUUAGGGCCAGGUGGCAGGCAGUUGGGUUGGUUUCUGACCCUGGAUACAGACUCAGCGCCAGCUGCUCCCCCACCUCCCCAUAGUUUAGAAACUUUUAGACAUUCUGGUCGCACCCCCCACAGCUCUGACUCUGCAGCCUGUGCUGGAGCUACACACGAGCCAGGCUGCACCACAGGACCUGGCCUGCUCCUCCUUGGCGCCUCAGUUUGUUUUUGACUAAAAAGAGAAAGGAGCCCAGAAGAAUCAGCUCUUUGGCUGCAGUCACACUGGGGGAAGUAACCCCUCUCCCAUGUUCCCCAUUCCCGUCCAUUUACCUGGUUUCCAUGUCUAUCCCGCAUCCACACAUCGCACUGGAGAGAUACUUGGUGGGGGGGAGGGUUAUGAGCGAGCACGGGGAGGCUUGGUCCCUGUGCUCAGCUUGAGCCAGCUCUCCACAGAGCAGGGGAAUCUAUUCGUACUGGAGCAUCACCUCCACAAAAGUGGGAGCCCCCAGGGUCUGUCCUCUGAGCUAGGGGCCCCACUGCUAUGGCAGCAUGUUCGCCUGGGCCCCUCUUUCAGCAUUUCACCCCCAGUGUGGAUGGGAGAGGCUGAUGGUGAGAGCUGGAUCCCAGAAGCUUCUGCUGCGUGUCCCAUGUGCACUGCAGCCGAUUCAGCAGCCACAGUCUUGCUCUGAACUUAGUCCCCUGCCCCUGGCACUGAGUGUCUGAGCAUGAUGGUCCCUGGGAACCUUCCCUGGCUGUGGGUUCAGCUCAAGGGCAGAUGCCCCCAGGUCUCCCCUGGCUCCUGUCCCCUCCAACAUGACCACGAUUGUUGUUCUGUGGACUGAGCUGGGGUAAUGAUAGUCCCACCUGUGAACAAGCCCAGCCAUCUUCCUCCCUUCACCAUCACCCUCCUUCACAUGCCCCACCCCCAAAGAAGUCUCCUGCCCAAACUCUCACAUCUGGAACCUACACAAUCCAGAGGCGUCCAGAGAGGCUGCUGUGUGUGGACAGUGCCAAAGACUGUAACUUCGGGUGGGGGAGGGGAAUGAGGCCCGUACAGUAGCCAUGCUGCAGGGUCAAGGAGGACUUUCCAAAAACCCUAAGAGGCCUCAGCCUCUUUUCCCCCUAAGGUAGAAGCCUCAUAGCUAAUAGGGCACAUAAAGGGAAGAAUCCGCCUCAGGCCCAUAAGCCCUUGCUGUUGCACAGUCCUUUCCAGAUAAGCCUGCCAAGCCAGGCAGCUGGGGCUAGAUGUGCUAUGGGAGCACUAGGGUCAGCAUGACAGGCAGAGAAAAUGCUGAUGGAUGAAGCUUCACACUGAUCGUGCUGCCACUUCCCAUGCAAGUGGGAUCACCCAGGAAGAGGAGCCUGCCCGAGACAGCCCACACUCCAGAGCUGCACUAUGGAUAGUCAGACCCAGGAGUUUUCUGGGGGGAGCCAUGCGUCUCUAAAAGGCACCUGUCCAGCUUUCCCAGGCUAGUCACAUGUCCUCCAGGCAGGUGCUGUCCCAGGAAAUGUAGGGCUUUGCAUUCCCAUCUGCCAUGGAGUCACCUGGAAGCCAGGCAUCCUCUGGAACAGCCUGAUGCCAGGGAAGCCCGUGGCUCAGAGCUGGCUGGGGAAGCUGGUGCCCAUGGGCUGAGCUAACUUCCCACGGAAGGAGGCUUCCAGCAGGACAGAUCCUGUCCACACGACCCUCCUUGUGCCCUCAGCUCUGCCAAUAUCAGCUGAGCCAAGCCCUCCACCAGACAGAACCCUCUGGGACUCACAGACACCCACCCUUUGGAAAUGACCCACAGACCCUCCCCCUGGACUUCUCCAGAUGAAAUUCCCAAAUCACCGGCAGCUUCUGAAAAUGGCAGGCCCUGAGCUUGGUUUUUCAGCGGUGCCUGUUGUUUACGCACCCUUGGCCCUUUGUGUCCCAGAGUCUCUGCUACUAGUGCCCAUAGGCUGGGCUGUGUGGGCAGAGCCAGCCCAGUCAUAGCCUCUCCAUGGGAUGCUGGUACAUAGAGGAGAGGAGCUGUGAGGUCAGUUCGACUUGUGUGUAACAAACCCAAACCCCUCUGCAGCCAGGCCAGGGACUCCAGAGCCAGACCUUGCCUGGGUUGCCUCCAUCCUUUUGUUCCACUGUCAGGGUCAGCCCCAGAAUUCUCAUGCCCAACCUGCACCCCUUCACCACGUGACAGCUCUGCAGGGCUGACGUGCUACUUAGCUUAAAGAGUUUUUGCAGUGUCAUUUUUCUAAUCUUUAUUUACUUUAUGAUUAUUAUUAUUUUACUUCCUGACCAAAAUUAGGAACCGGGGUCAGGCCUUUGUAUCUAGCACUCGCCCAAAGACGAACGGGUCAGCCAUGUCCAUAGAUUGUCUUAUGCCUCCUUAAUGCAGUUUCAUUCCUUUUAUUUUUUUUCCUUUCUUAUUUUCACUCUCGCGCUCUAAAGCUUUUAAAGAUGGGGCUUGGAUUUGGAUUUGACCUUGACGCUCACCCAUUUAUCAUUUUUUAUUGGUCUGUUUUUACUAUA
This is a messenger RNA of Chelonoidis abingdonii (Abingdon island giant tortoise), 4268 nucleotides long. RefSeq names its product acid sensing ion channel subunit 1 (gene ASIC1). The record is from RefSeq and is a predicted model, not a curated record. Gene Ontology annotation, molecular function: pH-gated monoatomic ion channel activity; ligand-gated sodium channel activity. Gene Ontology annotation, cellular component: plasma membrane. NCBI's taxonomy places the organism in Eukaryota, Metazoa, Chordata, Testudines, Testudinidae. Gene Ontology annotation, biological process: sodium ion transmembrane transport.